Molecule: messenger RNA, 833 nt
Organism: Owenia fusiformis
Lineage: Eukaryota; Metazoa; Annelida; Polychaeta; Sabellida; Oweniidae
Source: the annotation of a GenBank genome assembly
UGAAAACAAGAAGGUGAAAGUCUGAGGAUCCGUAUGGCAAAAUAUAAAUUGGAAAAUAUUUAUGAAGAUGCGUAAUUGCUCACAAAAAUUCUAGGAAGUAAUAUUCAUUUGUCAACACGUCAUAAUAUUUAUAUUGGUUGGUUAGGUCCUCGAUUUUAAACCAUAUUAAUAGCUGAGGAGCAGUUUGAAUUACAUAAUUUGGACGGAGCACUACGCUAAAUAAGGAUAUCUGAACUAUACUGUGAUAGGCAAUUUCAAAAAAGGAAAAAACAAUAUCACCAUAAAAUAAUAAUGAUAAGAAAUAUAACGAAAUGUAAAAUAUCAUUGGAUUGUAUGGGGCCUAUAGGUCAUUCAAAUCAAUUUGUGAAAUUCUUCAUAUUUAUCAUACUGUGUCUGCUCUUACAAACUGGAGACUUUAAAGUCUGUAAUCUAGAUUCAAGACCAGCUCAAGAUGGCGUAUGUGGAGAUAAACUUCCAGAGCUGGUCAAACUGUUCUGUGCUAACUACGGUGGGACAUACAGCCCCCCAGGAAAAAGAACAAUGGAAUCUCGAGGUAUAGAUAAGCGUCCAGUGCCAAAGGCCAGACCGGGCUUUCUAAUGGAUAAGCGAGAGGCUCAAACUUUUCUACAACAUGUUCAAAAAAGAGCGUUAGUGUGCGAAUGCUGCUUUCACGCCUGUAAUUAUCAGAGAGAAAUAAGGAAAUAUUGUGCAUAUUAACGUAGACAUUACAAUCUUUUUCCUAAGAUCUGGACAAAAAAUUGGGAUAAAAUGCUUAUUCUGUCCAAACUCUUUCUUGACUUUUGUCAUUUUUAAGUUAUUACAAAAUGGGUGGA